Molecule: messenger RNA, 489 nt
Organism: Penicillium diatomitis
Lineage: Eukaryota; Fungi; Ascomycota; Eurotiomycetes; Eurotiales; Aspergillaceae
Exons: 2
Coding region: 1-489 (162 amino acids)
Source: RefSeq, a predicted model, not a curated record
AUGCAGCAAUGCAGCGAACAGGGCGGAUUCGGAAUGGAUGCGCCGUGUCACCCGUCACCGCUCGCCAGUGAGCACAACAGACGGGACUUGAUCCUGGGGCUGGGCGUGGACCGGAGAGACAAGCGACACGAGACUUGGAGAAGUUGCCCGGUAGAAGGCAAUACCGAACAGGCGAUGGUCGUGAAAUGCAACGUGAAGAACAAUCGAGAUAAUCUUGAGAAGAGCCAGCUACUCGUCUUCUGGAUCGCCUCACCGCGAAAACGACGAGCUUUCAACGAUAAGUGGGCACCACCAGUGGAUGAAAAGAUUCAAGAUUACAAUUCCCGGCUGCGUUGGGCGCCCCGAGAGAAGUUCCGCGGUCAAGCCUCCGUGGCGGAGUCAUCCUCGUGUGAUUGGAACCUUCAAGUCGUGCGCGAUCGAACGGCGCCGAGUCCCAUUCACGAACCUUACUUCGGUGGCGCGGACGAUGCGCCCGCACGGCAGAUGUAA